AUGGCUUCAACAGUUCAACACGCAUCUAAAUUUCAACGCUUUUUGAAUUCAGAGACCGGUCCUAGAACGGUGCAUUUUUGGGCUCCGGUGUUUAAAUGGGCAUUAGUCGCUGCUGGACUUAAUGAUAUACAACGUCCUGUCGAGAAAUUGAGUGGAACCCAGCAAAUAGCAUUGUUUGCUACCGGUGCCAUAUGGACGAGAUGGGCUGGGUUUGUUAUAAAACCAAGAAACAUGCUUUUGGCAUCAGUGAACUUCUUUUUGGGUGGAGUUGCCGGUUACCAAUUAAUGAGAAUCGUAAACUAUAGAAGAAACUUGGGUGAUUCCCCAAUGCAAGUAUUUGAUUAUAUCUUGAACGGUGAUACAGUUGCCGUAAAAGAACAAGAACCAGCCAAAAAUUAA
Messenger RNA from Candida dubliniensis CD36, 399 nucleotides. Its product is annotated as mitochondrial pyruvate carrier. The record is from RefSeq and is a predicted model, not a curated record. Bases 1 to 399 code for a protein of 132 amino acids. Gene Ontology annotation, molecular function: pyruvate transmembrane transporter activity. NCBI's taxonomy places the organism in Eukaryota, Fungi, Ascomycota, Pichiomycetes, Serinales, Debaryomycetaceae. The transcript has a single exon. Gene Ontology annotation, cellular component: mitochondrial inner membrane. Gene Ontology annotation, biological process: pyruvate import into mitochondria.